AGGAGAAUUAAGAGUGAAAAAGAGGACAAAGAUGGAGUGGUUCUACCCUAAGAGGAGGAGGGGUCCAGAGUGGAAACAAGGGUGGACUUGCCAGACCUUGGCCUCCAUCUCUGCACCACCUCUGCAUUUGCUCACCAUCUUUGCCAUUGUCAUUGGCUUGCUAUGGCUUUCUCAAUACACAGAGUACAAGGCCCAAAUGCAACACACAGCCUUUAAUUUCCAGCUCUUCCUAAUGGUGUUGCCUGUUUUGUUGAUAUUUGUGGUAGCUUCAUGUUCUUCAGUACCUUCUAGUGGAUGGUUCAGCUUUCGGUCCCAACAUCCACAGCGUGUGCCAGCUCACCCAGCCAGGGGCGGUGGUGGCUCAGGCUCACCGUGGGGUGUUGCCUUCUUGUUGGUGCUGAUUUUGGUCUUGCUAUCUUACCAAUCAUCCUUCCAUUCCAAGUGGUUUGGACCUCUUGGGAUGUCAGAUUAAUUGUGUUUUUUUAUUAUUUUUAUUUUGGGUUGUUGAGAGAAUUGUGCUUUGUUAAGAUGUAGUGGGUUGGAUAAACGAAUGUCUCUCCAUUUUGUUUUAACCAUGCAAUGUCACCAAUCACAGUAGACUUGCUACUACAAGAUUGAGCCAACUCUGAUGAUUGUGCUUACUGUCAAGCUCGAGCUGGGUUAAUUAUUUUAGAUCUAAGUUCCGACCGGCUUAAUUAUUUGUAAAUAAACUCAUGAUUCUUGU
This is a messenger RNA of Prunus mume (Japanese apricot), 724 nucleotides long. RefSeq lists its product as uncharacterized. The record is from RefSeq and is a predicted model, not a curated record. NCBI's taxonomy places the organism in Eukaryota, Viridiplantae, Streptophyta, Magnoliopsida, Rosales, Rosaceae.